CACUUAUAUGCAUUGCCAAGAUCAAGUCAACUCUAAGUUUGCUAACAUUUAUUUGGAAUUAAUCAUGUUUUUGGCAAGAGUGUACAGUAAAAUUGUUUUGAUAUUUGUUUUACAUUUAAUGUAAGGGUAUUCCAAGUUAAUUAAAGUAACUUAAAACAAUGAGAGUGAAUGUCAGUGUACGGGAUUUAAUUCCUUCUGUAAUAAUGGUUUUGUGUGUUUUAUGCUGUUUCAAAACCCAGGUCGCCAUCGAUGCACCAGAGCAGGUUUUUGAGGCUUGUUACGGAACCACCACCGAUGACUUUCUGGAACCUAUCUGUAACAGCACUGAAGUUCUCUACAUCCGGGACGUUUAUACAUUUGUCAAACCAGACUCUUACGCAUGCCCACAAACAUCCACGACAACCAAUCGGAACGAUUCUUUUUGCUGUCACUAUAACAACGACACGACGGAUUGUGGGUGGCGCUAUUAUGGUGAUGCCUAUAAAGGAGUGCACUACACGAACUGCGUGGGGCUUCCAACGUGUAAAGUUAAUGUAGCCUGGAACGGAACAAACGAGAACUGUAAUCAGGGCAUUUUCAUGUCGAAAACAAACUACAUGAGACAGUUUUUCCACUGCAUUAAAAGUUCUUUGAUAUCAAAUAUUUGCCAUGCAUCAGUGAACACGGGGAAUCAGUUAUACGUAUGGAACGACGGGUAUCCUGCUACAUCCGCCGACUGCGCAGCUUCCUCUGGUUGCGUCUGUUCCGUUUCCGCCUCCAAAGGUUCAUCUAUUCACGUUGAGCUGUUGGACCUGCGCUUACAAGAAGCAGCCAAUGGUACAUGUUACCAAAGACUGGUUAUAUCUGAAGGAGCAUUAGAAACUUCCAUUAACUGUGAUAAAAAGAAUGAAUUUUCGUUGACAUCUAUUUAUACUAGCCAAUCGGAUUCAUUGAGUAUUAGAUACGACAAUACACAUGCUGGAAGCGGUGGAAACUUCUGGAUUUCUCUGCAAGCAAUAGAUAGUACCUCCCUUUUGACCAUGACGUGUGGUAAUUCAUCCGCCGUAUAUUCGUGUGGAGAAUCGCUUCCUCCGUCUCUAACAGCAUCCACAACUGAUUUUUCAUCAAAUACCACGACCAAUAUUCCCGCCACUGCUGAUACGAUAACAACAUCAAAUACCACGACCAAUAUUCCCGCCACUGUUGAUACGAUAACAACAUCAAAUACCGCGACCAAUAUUCCCACCACUACUGUUACAAUAACAACAUCAAAUACAACGUCAUUUAACACAGCUUUCGCCACCAAUGCAAACAUGGGUCAGUCUAAAUCAGAAGAUUCUUCUGACUCAGACAAAUUGGGGUUGGUCGCCGGUUUAGUCGCCGGGGCUUUGCUGCUUGCUGUCAUUGCGGUCUUAGCUGGCGGUCUCAGAUAUCGUUUCCGAAAGAAUAAAGUCAAUAUCAACGAUGAAUACUCGGAACAUUUUGGGACUUUGAAAGAUGCCAAAAACAUCGCUCCAGUAGGCUACAGGCAAAUGGAUUAGGCGAAUAUCUACCACAGGAUCAUAUACCGUGCUACAUCAAACAUGCAGCUGGACUACAGUUGAAAACCUACUACAGGAAUCUGUUAGGCUACGGGUAGCUGGUAUAGAUUUCUCAAAACUCUCCAACCUAAGUUUGAAUUUUCUUUUAUUUGAGCAGUAAAAAUUUGAGUUCAGUCUAAUAUACUUAAAUCAAAUUUCAAGUCACAUGUAAAUAUGACCUUGACAUUUUUUCUAUUUGGAAUGUCAUGAAAUCAUGUCAUCAUCGAGCUGAAGAUGUAUAAGGAGUGAUUGAUCUUCAAGCUGAAAACCUAAACAUUUUAUUGCUCAUCCGCCAAACGCUCGCCAAUAAGUAACUAUUACUGUGUCUUUCGGAUUCGACCUUAAAAAUCAUAACUACAUUGGAGAACUGGUACAAACUCGCACUGCUGUGGGUAUGAACACUAAGCAUUGGUCUUAAUUUGUGGUACUUUACAACAGCUUGUGUUGUCUCAUUACAAACGAAACGGUGAAAAUAACGAAUAGUGUGGACUAUCGGCAAAAACUUGCUACAUCGGGCUUUAGGCGACAAUUUACUACCGCAGUCCAUCGUGAUGCUACUGUGUAAGGGAUAUUUGCUCCGCUCAUCGAUCACAAAAAAUGUACUCGCACUGUGUACAUACGAACCGGUUCUUCAAUUUAAAAGUUGCAUGGUUACAAAAUGUUUAAAAACACAGUAUUCUUCUUCAGACCGGUUCGUAUGUACAGUUUGUAUGAUGAUACAGACUUACCAAUGAAGUAUCAUUAAACAUGUGUUAUUAUAUAAUCAUCAUAUCGACUUAGUAAGAGUACAAAAGAGUACAUAUUUGUAUUUAGAAAGUCAAGGCAGAAAUAGUAUAAUCCAGAUACCAUAUUUUUACAGCUUGCAAUUUUCCUCGAUUAAUUCGUUUUAAGACCAGUUUGAAUGAGUUUACGGAGGAUCAAAUCAGGAUAUUUUCAGCUAAUUUUACUUUAAUAAUCUAAAGCUAAUUGUAUAUAGAAUUAUGUGUAAUUGUUUGCGAUCUCUAGAGGUGUUCAAGAGGGAGAAUAUUUACGUGCAACGUGGAUUACCAAUUUGAUUGUCUUUAUCAUGGUUUUUAUUUAUUUAUUUUAUCUCUCCCCCCCCCCCCCCGAAAAUAUAGGCUUGGUUGGGAAUGGAGAAGUAUUUGGGGGACCAUGCAAAAACUAGAAGAGAGAGAGAGAGAGAGAGAGAGAGAGAGAGAGAGAGAGAGAGAGAGAUUUGAAAUUCCAUGUCGCGUCUAAUACAAAAAAUGAGAGAGAAAGAGAGAUGAAAUGCUACGUCUUGUGUCUAAAAAGACGAGAUACAUCUACAUGGAGAGAGAGAGAGAGAGAGAGAGAGAGAGAGAGAGAGAGAGAGAGGGUGUGUAGCCCACAUAAUACAUGUACCUGUCCAUCUCAAUCAUGCUCCUGUAUUUGUUGUUUUAUACCGCCCGUCUUUCUUCACAGUGUUCCUAUGUAUUAUACAUGCAGUGUCCUAACUUAUUCAAUGGAUAUAUUAAACAGAUUCAGAGAUAAAA
Ostrea edulis (European flat oyster) is the source of this 3073-nucleotide messenger RNA. RefSeq lists its product as uncharacterized. Lineage: Eukaryota; Metazoa; Mollusca; Bivalvia; Ostreida; Ostreidae. The coding region runs from base 159 to 1520 and encodes 453 amino acids. The record is from RefSeq and is a predicted model, not a curated record. The transcript is spliced from 6 exons.